Molecule: messenger RNA, 2208 nt
Organism: Rhopilema esculentum
Lineage: Eukaryota; Metazoa; Cnidaria; Scyphozoa; Rhizostomeae; Rhizostomatidae
Product: glutamine--fructose-6-phosphate aminotransferase [isomerizing] 2
Biological process (GO): fructose 6-phosphate metabolic process; protein N-linked glycosylation; UDP-N-acetylglucosamine metabolic process
Molecular function (GO): L-glutamine:D-fructose-6-phosphate transaminase (isomerizing) activity; carbohydrate derivative binding
Source: RefSeq, a predicted model, not a curated record
CCUUUCGUUUGAUUGUCAUGCGAACACUCUGAAGGAAAGGUUUGAGUCAAUUUUGACGUGAAAGUAGUUCCUGUUUAACCCCACGCUGGGCGUUUUAAAGUUAAAGAAAAAAUUGAAGCUUUAGCAAUCCAAUCGGCUAGAGACUGAGUACAAAGCAUAGGCAGGGUAACGAAAUAUCAAGUUUCGGCCUAAUAUUAAGGAUGACGUCAGAAGUGUCAAAUGAAAUAAUCGCAAAUGGCACAACUCACAAAGGGGAGUGCAGUUCAUAUAUGGAGAAGGAGAUCUUUGAACAGCCAGACAGCACAGAACGGACUUUAAAAGGAAGGGUGGAUUUCGAAAAUCAUAAAGUGGUACUGCGUGGGAUCGAGCCUCACAAGGAGGAAAUUAUGCGUUGCAGAAGAUUGAUAAUGAUUGGUGCAGGGUCCAGUUUUCAUGUUGCUGUUGCGACUCGUCAAAUAAUAGAACAACUAACAGAGGUUCCAGUUAUGACAGAGCUUUCAAGUGAUUUCAUGGAUCGAGAAGUCCCGGUUUUCAGGGACGAUGUUUGCAUAUUCAUUAGCCAGUCAGGUGAAACAUAUUCAACCUUAGAGGCACUACGGUAUUGUAAAGAAAGAGAUGCUUUAGUUAUGGGAAUAACUAACACUGUUAACAGCACAUUGUCAAGAGAAACAUCCUGCGGGAUACAUGCAAAUGCUGGGGUAGAGACAGGUGUAGCCAGCACAAAAGCCUACACCAGUCAAAUCCUAGCACUCAUUAUGCUUGCUCUGAUGAUGGCAGAAGACAGUCGCAUUAAGCAGCCACGAGUAAAGGAGAUAAUCGACGGUCUAAAGGAAUUACCAGGAAAAAUGAGACAGGUGUUGGAACUCCAAGAUCAAUUGAGAAAAUACGGAAAGCAGCUGAGUGGAAUGAAAAGCUUAUUGGUGAUGGGAAGAGGAUACCACUAUGCGACAUGUCUUGAGGGUGCAUUUAAAGUGAAGGAGCUCGCAAAUAUGCAUUCAGAAGGAAUUCUGUCCGGAGAACUGAAGCAUGGGCCACUGGCACUGAUUGACAAAGAAAUGCCGAUUGUAAUGGUCAUUUCGAAGGAUUCGACUUACGAUAAAUGUAUCAAUGCUUUACAGCAAGUUAUUGCUAGACACGGGCAGCCAAUAUUAUUAUGCAGCGAAGACUGUGAAUUAUCUACAAUGGCAACACGGAUAAUUAAAAUUCCAAAAACAGUGGAUUGUUUGCAACCUUGCUUGAACAUAAUACCAUUGCAGAUGCUAAGCAUGUAUAUGGCACAAAACAGGGGACAUGAUGUUGACAAGCCAAGACAUUUGGUGAAAGCAGUAACACACGAAGCUUGAUGCACCAUAAACCAAGAUCACCAAGUAGAUUAUUGGAGAAUAAAGAACACUGCAAUCUAACAAAAUUAUAUUGCUUAACAAAAUUAUAUUGCGUAAUAUAAUUAAAUUGCUUUAUUCCUUCUACAAUAUGAUAAGCAUUCACGUAACAUGAUUCGUGUUGUACUUGUUCUAAUAAAGAGAAUGUUCCACAAUAAUUAGUACUGUAUUUUAUUAAAGGAUUAAUAGUUUAUUUUAUCGAGAUAAUGUACAUUUUACUCUAUGCUUAAUGGAGGUGGACGAAAAUCGAAAGAAAACCCUAAGUAUAAAGUCAACAGGUUUGAAAUAGGAGUUUCAUGACCGAAUCUGAUUAUGAAUAAAGCCCCUUCUUCAAACUAUGUUUAAUGGAAAUUUUAAAUAGAAUAUGGUUACUGACGAUAAAAUUCCAUAGGAACAUUAUAAUGAUUUUUCACAAUUAAACAGACGCGAACAUUGGCACCCACAGACGAGCGUGAAUUAUUCAUUAGAAGAUGAGAGAUUGAGCUGAAAACUCAUUAUAAUGUUAAUCAUACAGACAGGGUCGAUUCCCUUUUUUACAGCCAUCAUAUUUUAUUUUUAAAAUGUUUACUUUUUUUCAGAAGAGUGUGAAAUAUUCAAUCUUUGAUUUGUGCAUUGUAUUAGAAGAUGGAAAUGUUUAAAUGUCGCUAUAUUCGUUGUCAGAUUAGUUUGAGUAGAGUUUAUCUAAAGCUACAGUUUUUACUAAAAUUAAAUUAUGGUGUUGCUAAAAAUUUGCUUAAAACUUUUUCACUAUUAGCUGUUUAAUAUAACAAAUAUAGAGUACAAUUGAAUUUGAAUUCUUCGAAUUAUUUAUUAAUUAUGAAUUUGGGGA